GCCCUAUGGAUGUAUCUCGACUUCCUGAAGGACUGGGAUGCGGGGUACAGCUGGGGGGCCGCCGGACUUGCCUACCUAUACCGUUCGCUUGACGACGUGACCCAGAGAGCGGAAGUCUCGUCCGGUAUGUGUUGAUGUGUGUGGGGCCUCUCCAUUUGGAUGUGGGAGCGAAUCCCGGUGGGCCGUCCGGAGAAGAUGUGCUCGCGUGCAUGGACGAACUAUGGAGGAGAUGACGAAGAUGAUCGGAACCCGACCGUCGCAUACGCUUGGGACGUGGUGCGUGUCUACAUGGGCGAAUCGAAGGCCUUGUACAAGGUCUUCAGCAACGAGCUUGAUGCUCUCACGCCUUUCCAGGUUACUUGGCGGUCGUAUAGUGAUGAUCGACAGUGGGGGUUCAAGCUGAACAGCAUGUGCAAGCAGGACCGGCUGCUCUUCCGGUGCAUCGUGCCCAUGAUUUGUGUCUAUGCCGUGGAGUACCACUUGCCACAGCGCGUUGCCGCACAAUUUGGUAAGACGCAACACACACCGCCAGCCGGCAUCGUCCGCGAUACCGGUGGCUACGACCUACACCUGUGAGUACCACAAGCCGUCCUCAUCGAUUCUAAGUUCUUGUUUGAUGCUUUACAUUCA
Molecule: messenger RNA, 630 nt
Organism: Triticum dicoccoides
Lineage: Eukaryota; Viridiplantae; Streptophyta; Magnoliopsida; Poales; Poaceae
Product: serine/threonine-protein phosphatase 7 long form homolog
Exons: 3
Coding region: 160-576 (138 amino acids)
Biological process (GO): meristem development; meristem maintenance
Source: RefSeq, a predicted model, not a curated record